Molecule: messenger RNA, 652 nt
Organism: Teleopsis dalmanni
Lineage: Eukaryota; Metazoa; Arthropoda; Insecta; Diptera; Diopsidae
Exons: 2
Coding region: 68-499 (143 amino acids)
Source: RefSeq, a predicted model, not a curated record
UAAUUAUUUCGUUCUCAUAACUAAGUGUGUUUCCAUUGAUUUAUAACUGAAACGGAGAGUAGUAAAAAUGUUUAAAUUGAAAUUAAGUUUGGAAUUGUUAAUGAUUGUAUUGGUUACAGUCCAAACUGCGUCCAUUUCCAGCAGUGAGGAACCUAACUCAAAGGAUUCACUGGAAAUUGACCAUUAUACAUUGGGCAGUGAAGUUUCAAAUGCUAUGCCAAUUUAUUUCACGCAAUAUAGAUUGACCUACGAUAGUGCACAAACAAAUAUUGUUUUGGAUAUUAAUUUUCCAGCAGAAACUUCAGACAACUCUACCGAAAUAAGUAGUAAUCCAAUUAUAACUCAAAUCAAACUUUAUCUUGAGGGUACGGCAGGUUUUGAAUCGCAAGCCUACAUAACUGACGGCGGCAUAGGAGAGCAAAAAGUUUCAGUGCAAAUCGUUGCCAGCAACACAACCAUUCUGCAAUAUGCAGUAAUUGCUUAUGGCAUUGCCAUUUAAAUAAUUUCCAAAUUAUGAAAAUGGAAUUAAUUAAAUUAAAAUAAAGUUGCAGAUACUUUUUUGCAUUGCUAUUUUCUGAUAAAUGUGUAUAAUUAAUAAAGUCAAAGUCGAAAAUAACUUUGGAGUGGAAAAAAAAUUUUUGAAAAACAUAAA